GCCGCCACCCGUCUCUUUCCAUGCCCGUGCGAACUCUCUACCCCCGCUUUCUGUACGAGCCAAACACUUUUCAAUAGACGCUCUGAUCGCGAGCUCACACAUAAACCCGGACGGAGGAUCUAGCGACGAUGGCGGCGACUACAGCUCCGACCGGAUGACCCCACCAGACUGCGAGGCCAUAUCUCCUUUGGAAAAACUGGUGGUGAGAACCACCAGUCCAGGUCAGCUGAUAGAGGUAGUGUCAAGUUCCACGUGCUCAGUAACAAAGGGACCGAUUUCCGAUGACUUUACUUUAGAGGAAGAGGAUGCUAAGGUUGCAGACAUUAGUGACGAGGACAUUUCGAUCAACACAGAGCACAUCAAAAGGGAAGAUGAACCCAGUAGUUCCGGGAUCUCCGGCGAUAAGAACGACCAAGCCUGUCACAACAGCGGAAAAGUGAAGCAGGAGAAUCCACAGGUUCUUCCCAGGUGUAACUGUGAAGAACUCAAGCGAGCCGAUGCGUAUCUGGAGACAAAGGACUUAUGGGAAAAGUUCCACGAGUUAGGGACCGAGAUGAUUAUCACCAAAUCAGGGAGGAGAAUGUUUCCUACGUUGAGGAUAUCUUUCAGCGGUGUCGAUGCUCAGACCAAAUACGCCGUGUUGCUGGAUAUUGUUCCGGUAGACAACAAGCGGUACCGCUACGCUUACCACCGCUCCUCCUGGUUGGUUGCCGGUAAAGCUGAUCCACCUUCUCCGGCACGAAUCUACCUCCACCCAGACUCCCCCUUUACUGGAGAUCAACUGAAGAAACAGGUUGUGUCCUUCGAAAAGGUCAAGUUGACCAAUAAUGAUAUGGAUAAACAAUGCCAUAUUAUUCUUAAUUCUAUGCAUAAGUAUCAGCCCAGAAUUCACCUGGUUAAACUCGGGUCAGAUCAUCCGAAUCCUAUCCACAUAACGGACUUGGAAGCUGAACAAUCCAGGACAUAUAUAUUUCCAGAAACCGUCUUUACAGCAGUGACGGCUUACCAGAAUCAACUGAUUACAAAGCUAAAGAUUGACAGUAAUCCGUUUGCUAAAGGUUUUCGAGAUUCAUCUAGACUCUCUGAUCUAGAAAGCAGAGGAUCAGUAGAAACGUUGCUGAGAGAGCAUGCCUUUCGCCAUUCACCGUUUCGGGCAUUCAUGUCUGGCGAUAUACCCUCGGACCAGGCAGCCUUAGCCCAGGCAGCAGCCUUAGGAAGAGUUCCUCCUCCCACUGAGCUUCUUCUUAUGGCCAGCCAAGCCGGAAAUCCCUGGAAAAUGCCCGGAAUGCCCUUCAGCAUGGCAGAGCUUAGUUCUUUUAUGAAUGCUCACCAACAACAGGCUAAUCAUUUGGCAAACCUCUACUUCGGGCUCCCUAGAACUAUGUUUCCACAACUGUCCACGGUCUCAGCAUCAAGCACGGUAACUGGAACUGCCGCUGCCGUUGCUGCAUCUGCGGAGAACAUUAGAAAUCCGCCCGGACACCUGCCACUCCCCGCGGCGCUCCAGUUCUCUUCAUCACGACCGAUUCAGACAACCCUUCCGCCAAUUUCGAGCAUUACAGCCGGGAGCUCGUCUCUUACUCCAAGUCAGCUAUACAGUUCUCGGCUGCAUUUAUCAUCAUUAUACCCUGGGCUUAAAUUUCAUCCAUAUUUCAGGCCUAGGCUCCUCCAAAAUUCCAGUUCAAAAUCGCCAUUAGACGCUGAAAGUGAAGGCAUUUUACCUUAAGUUGUAACAUCUGUGAGAAAAAAAAAAGGUGAUAGAAGUUAUCGAAUACUUAUGAUUUAUUAAAAGGAUUCUAUCUAGCCCAAGACCUUGAGAAUGAAAGAUCUUAAUCUUUGUGGAAUUAAACCCAGAUUUAGGGUUCCUAUUUCGUGCCGUGAGAUUCAAGUUUUGUGAAUUUUAUUUUGGGAAAGCCAGAUCUGCAUUUCUAACGAACUUUUUUUGUAUAUUCCAAGUGGGGAUUUUAUCUAAAGUAUUUAAUGAAAAAAACGACAACAACUUAAACCUCAGAAACUUCAAUAUCUUUGGAUAAGGAAAAAAAAACAAGGCAAAAAAAAAAAAAUUGAAGUUACACAUUGCCUCGUCUCUAGAAUAAUUUAUUUCAAUCAAAAAAGGAAAGAAAAAAGACCCUAGAGAAAGAGAGUUUCUCUGAACUUUUACCACAGCGUUGAAAGUUUUAGAAUUCAUCUUUCUGGCAUGAAUCUUUUUUGUAAGAAUCCUAAUAGCAAAGCGCGUGGAUCUGAGCGUGCAUUCUGAAAAUGAAUAUCCUUAAAGAUUACAACAGAAUUCGAGGACUUGUAUAUGAAAAAUAUUAACAGUCUUGAUUAUCUUCUUGUAUUAGACAUUGUGUAAAGAAAAAAAAAGGUGUCUGUGAAAGUUUUAACCUUGGACCUUUCAUCUGAUAGUUUUGAAGUAACGGUUGGAUCGUUAACUAGAACGUGUAUAGAAGAAAUUAGGAUCAUUCUA
Molecule: messenger RNA, 2467 nt
Organism: Limulus polyphemus (Atlantic horseshoe crab)
Lineage: Eukaryota; Metazoa; Arthropoda; Merostomata; Xiphosura; Limulidae
Product: T-box transcription factor TBX20-like
Exons: 7
Coding region: 155-1726 (523 amino acids)
Biological process (GO): cell fate specification; positive regulation of DNA-templated transcription; regulation of transcription by RNA polymerase II
Cellular component (GO): nucleus
Molecular function (GO): RNA polymerase II cis-regulatory region sequence-specific DNA binding; DNA-binding transcription factor activity, RNA polymerase II-specific
Source: RefSeq, a predicted model, not a curated record